Molecule: messenger RNA, 528 nt
Organism: Knipowitschia caucasica
Lineage: Eukaryota; Metazoa; Chordata; Actinopteri; Gobiiformes; Gobiidae
Source: the annotation of a GenBank genome assembly
AUGGAGAAUAUUGGCCUCUUUGAGACGGGGGAGGGUCCUGAACAGGGGGAUAAUGCCCCCAGUGACACAGUCUCAUUGGACCAACUGGCCUUAAACCUGUUCAGUCAGCUGCAGGACUUUGAGGAGGACCUAUUCCACUGGGGACACCCACCAGAGCUUCGGCAACUCCCUCAACAUGAGGCUGCCCACAGCGGCGGAGACAUUCAGCUGCAAACUGUGGAUCAAGAGGAUGUUUCUGCUCAGCAGAUUCAAGCUGAAGACCUGCAUGCAGAGGGCGAGGCUGCGUGCAGAAGUCUGGAUCAGCCAAUCAGUGAGCCGGAAGUCCUCAGAGAGAGACAUGAGGCGUUUCAGCAUCAACUGAAGGAGUUUGAAAACAUGAAGGAAGAGAACUCUUGUUUGGUCCAAACAAACCAACGCCUGGAACUGGAGCUGCAACAACUCACAGAGAAGUCUCAGCAGAGUCAGAAUGAGCAGACGGAGGCGUACAGACGUCUGCGAGAUCUGCAGCUCUCACAAGAGAAAGACUAA